AUGAUGAGGAAUAUAUUGCUGAUGACCACUCUGAUGGUCGUCAUCGCAACAGCUGUCAAGAUCCAAAUUGACACUAAUGUCAAGCUCGAUCCAACCACCUACCAGAUUGGUACCGGUAUCUAUGAUAUCACCGGUCCAGCCGCCGAGACUGGUAUGAUGGGUUACGCCAUGCCAGGCCAGGUCACUGAGGGACUCCACUUCCGUCUGAGAGCCCGUGCUUUCGUCUUUGUCGAUACCAACGGCAACCGUGCCGCUUACGUCAGCACUGACUCAUGUAUGAUCUUCCAGGCUGUCAAGAUUAAGGUUGUUCAGAUGCUUGAGGAGCACUUUGGCGAGGGCGUCUACAGCCACGAAAACGUGUUGCUGUCUGGCACUCACACCCAUUCAGGCCCAGGCGGUUACUCUAUGUACGCCCUGUACGGCAUCACCACCCUCGGUUUCUACAAGGACCACUUUGAGUCAAUCUGCAGCGGCAUCACCCAGGCCAUCAUCAGGGCACACAACAGCGUGCAGCCAGGCAAGAUUUUGGCUGAGCAGAGCAAGCUCCAGGACUCCAACAUCAACCGUUCGCCAACCGCCUACCUUAACAACCCAGCUGAGGAGCGUGCCUUGUACAACCACGACGUCGACAAGAACAUCACCGUGCUCAGAAUGGAGGACACCCAGGGCAACCCAAUUGCCGCCCUUACCUUCUUCGCCGUUCACUGCACUUCGAUGAACAACACCAACCAUCUGAUCAGUGGUGACAACAAGGGUUACGCCUCAUACAUCUGGGAGAAGUACGCCAACGGCAACAGCUCCUUGCCAGGUACCGGUCCAUUCAUCGCCGCUUUCGGCCAGUCCAACGAGGGAGAUGUCUCGCCAAACACCAAGGGUGCCUUCUGCCCAGACGGAAGCCCAUGUGAGGCCGCCGACUCUACCUGCAACGGAAAGAACGAGGGAUGCAAGGGUAUUGGACCCGGUAAGGACGGCGACAUGUUCGAGUCCACCCAGAUCAUCGGUACCAACCAGUUUGAGAAGGCUCUCGAGAUGUUCAACAACGCUUCCAUCCCAAUUGGAGGCCCAGUCAACUACCGUCACACCUGGUUGACCAUGACCAACAUCACCGUCAACCCACCAUUCACCCCAACCAGCGAGCCAGCCACCACCUGUCGUGCUGCCAUGGGUUACUCGUUCGCCGCCGGUACCACCGAUGGUCCAGGUGCCUUUGACUUCACCCAAGGAGAUAACAACACCAACGGCAACAUCUUCUGGAACUUCAUUUCCAAGUUCAUUGCUGCCCCAACUGAGGAGCAGAAGAAGUGCCAGGCCCCCAAGCCAAUCUUGAUCGACGUUGGUCUGACCAAGCCAUUGCCAUGGACCCCAGACAUUAUCCCAAUCCAGAUCAUCACCAUCGGCCAGAUCGUUCUGUGCGCCGUCCCAGGUGAGUUCACCACCAUGUCUGGUCGUCGUCUGCGCAACACCAUCUACGAGAUCAUGGCCGCCGGUGGCAUGGAGAACCCAAUCGUUCUCGUUGCCGGUCUGUCCAACACCUACUCUGGAUACAUUGCCACCUACGAGGAGUACGAGGUCCAGCGUUACGAGGCUGCCUCCACCAUCUUUGGACCACACACCCUCGGUGCCUACCAGCAGGAGUUUGCCAAGCUGGCCACCGCCAUCGUCAACAACCAGCAGGUCGAGCCAGGUCCCUUCCCAAGAAACAUGACCGGUCACACCUUCUUCUUCUUGCCACCCGUUGUCUUUGACGAAGCCCCCGAUGGACACUUUGGAAAGAUCUACGAGGACGUCCAGCCCGCUUACACCAUCGGCCAGACCGUCGCUGCCACCUUCUACGGUGCCAACCCAAGAAACAACUACAUGAUUGAGAGCACUUUCCUCACCGUCGACAUUGAGACCUCCAGCGGCCAAUGGCAGACUGUCCUCGUCGAUGGAGACUGGGAGACCAAGUUCAAGUGGAGAAUGCACGACACAAUCGGCUCGCAGUCGCUCAUCACCAUCGAGUGGACCAUCGAGUCAUGGGCACAGCCAGGCACCUACAGACUCACUCACCAAGGUUAUGCCAAGCCAUCGAUGUUCUCUGACAAGCUCGAGCCAUACUCUGGUACCUCGAGCAGCUUCACUGUAUCUGCU
Acytostelium subglobosum LB1 is the source of this 2130-nucleotide messenger RNA. RefSeq lists its product as hypothetical. Gene Ontology annotation, molecular function: N-acylsphingosine amidohydrolase activity. Gene Ontology annotation, cellular component: extracellular region. The transcript is spliced from 2 exons. Gene Ontology annotation, biological process: sphingosine biosynthetic process; ceramide catabolic process; long-chain fatty acid biosynthetic process. The annotation marks the transcript as partial. Lineage: Eukaryota; Evosea; Eumycetozoa; Acytosteliales; Acytosteliaceae. The record is from RefSeq and is a predicted model, not a curated record.